ACCAGACCCCCUAACCCACUCCUCUCAGGCGGCGGGUAGCGCCCUAGACCCCCUUCCUCUUACGCACCCGGGGCGCGCGACGUCGCUCGCUGACGACAGCACUACGCUGCCGCCGCCUCCCGCUCUCCUCACGGGCGGUUGAGGCCGGCGGCAGGUGUAGUGGCUGCGGGGAGGGACCGAGCUGAGCAGCCGCCGCCGGCGGCGGCUUCAUGACCCUCCUGCUGUCACUGCCGCCGUCGCUGCCACUGCUGCUGCUGGUCGUGACCAGGGGCACCUGCGCCUUCUUCUCCCAGGCCGGGGUCAUGAACGUGUGCAGCAGCAGCAGCGGUGGUCGCGCCACCCCUGCGGUGGGCUACCGCGGCGUGGGGCUGGGCACCCAGUGCCUGCGGCUGCCUUCCGUGCAGGGCGCCGACCCCCAGCGCUGCAACGAGCUGCUCCUGCUGGCGGCGGCGGGGGUCCGCGAGCAGGAGAACCCUCCGGGUAGCCCUGGAGAGAAGGCGAAGCCCGAGACGUCGGCGGCAGCCCCCCAGCAUCACGUCCUCUACUUCCCCGGAGACGUGCAGAACUAUCGUGAAAUUAUGGCACGUCAUCCUGAGAAUUAUCAGUGGGAAAACUGGAGUCUAGAAAAUGUUGCUUUCCUUCUAGCGCACCACUUCACCAAUAGUUAUAUUUGGGUAGUAAAGAGCUCCCGAAUGCAUUUGCACAAGUUCAGCUGUUAUGACAAUUUUGUGAAGAGCAACAUGUUUGGUGCCCCAGAUCACAGCAUUGAGUUUGGAGCUUUUAAACAUCUUUAUUCAUUAUUAGUUAAUGCAUUCACCCUUACGCAAAACAUUGUCUUGUCAAAGAAGAAAAGGUAUGGCUUAAAAAAGGAGGCAAAGACUUCUAGCUACUGUAGAGCAAAUUCAUCUCAUGCUUCAAAUGGCUGCCAGGGGGAGAGAGAGAGAAAAUAUGAACAAUAUGAUGACUUUGAGACCAACUUUAAUCCACCGUCGUUUAAAGAUGCAUCCUUUACUUUGAUUGGAUUCAGUAAAGGAUGUGUUGUUUUGAACCAACUGCUUUUUGAGCUGAAAGAAGCCCAGAAAGAUAAGAACAUAAACAACUUCAUCAAAAACAUCAGAACAAUGUACUGGCUGGAUGGCGGUCACUCUGGAGGAAGCCAUACUUGGGUUACUUACCCCGAAGUGUUGCAAGAAUUUGCAAAGACAGGGAUUACAGUUCACACUCAUGUUACUCCUUACCAAGUAAAUGACCCCAUGAGGUCUUGGAUUGGAAAGGAGCACAAGAAAUUUGUACAGAUCCUCGAGGACUUUGGCAUGCAGGUGACUAGCCAGAUUCACUUUGAGCAGGAACCUCCUUCCAUAGAAAAUCACUUCAGGGUUCAUGAAGUAUUUUGAAACUUGAAGUUUGCCACUUUACUAUAUUCAGUUAAAGAACAAAAACACUUGUGAAAUCAAGUGACAAGAAACAACAUUCAACAGACACCUUGUAUUGUUAGUUUGGGCGAAAUAGAAGCAUAGUUACUAAAAAUUGGCAUGAAGCACUGAUGGUAUUCCUUGAAAGUGAAUUCCAGCGAUUCUUAGUCUGAAUUGAGUUAGAAUUACAAGUCUUUAUGAUAUCAGUGUGGUUCUUGCUAAUCCUAUGGUGUGAUCCUUGAAAUUAGUGAAAAAGUUAUAAUUGUUGUCUUUCAAAGGCACAUAUAUGAUCGAUUUAAACUAUAAAAUUAUUAUUGAUAUUUAAAUAAUUGGAGAUUUUGAAUAAUAUUUACUUCUAACCUUAAUCUUGGUAAAAAUAAAGAAACAGUAACUAUUUUAGCACCCUGAAAAUUUUAAGAUUUAAUUUCAUUAUACACUUGGGUGGAAAAAUUUCCUUUGUCUUAUUCUUUAGUAGAGGCAAAGAUUUGAUAUUUUCUGUUGUUUGGGAGUAACUACCAAUUUGUGCCUCAUUCUUAUCUCCACAGAAGAGACAUUUAUAUAGUCUUACUGAUUCAUCUUGCAACAUCUGUCACUGAAUAGUCUUUUCUUUAAGGUCUUAUAAAAAUAUUAGACAACUAUGCUUUAUAUAUAAAAUGACCAAUAAUCUUUUUAGAGUACAAUUGGCCAUUAAGUUUUAACAUUCCAUCUUAACUUUAUAGUCUGAUUUUUAACUGAAUGCUUUUUGACUAGACAAUACUUUAAUUCAUUUUGGUCAGAAAUUUUUGGGAAAUUGGUCUAAAGAAGAAUUACAUAUCUUGUGUUAGUUAACAUGUACUGUGGUCAGAUUUAAACAUUUCAUUUCAUGAAUCUUACGAGAAAGAUCAACAUGGGUGGUAAAAAACAAACUAAAAAGUAAAAUCAUUGCUCCAUUUAUUACUCUCCCCAAAAGAAGACAAUUCUACAGUUCUGAAUUGCUUGUUUCUUUCCAGAAGAGUGAUCUGCCUGCCAAAAGGAAACAGCUCUCUUUGGCCAAAAUGCAGAAUUGCUGCAGAAACAAGUUAUAAAGGAAAGUUUAAAGACACAAAAUUUAAUUUUGGCUCAAAAAUUGAAUUUGGUUAACACUGCUGCAUAACUUAGGUGAAGACCUCUUCUGCUAUUUUGUUCCUUGACCUAAAUAAAUAUGUUUUGAGGAACCAGGAUGUAAUUAUCAAUGAAAAGCAGUUGUUUGAUGAAGACAAAGAGAUUUUUUAUCCAUCUAUCAAAAUGGAUUUUACUUGUCACAAUAAUUAGCCUUUAAGUAGUUGUGAAGUAAACCUAAGUGAUAUUUAACUCACUCUCGUGAUUUGAAAAAAGAAAUAUAGGAGAAGUAAAAUAAUAAUGAGCCAACAGACAAUAUUGGUGUUUACUCACUGAAAACUUACAAAAGAAUAUAGGAUAAAUAUUUCAGGCCAAUUAAAAUAAUUUCACAGGAAUACCCUGUUUAGUAUUAUCUUUCCACAGUACCUUUUAAAAAAAUUUUUGCUAUUGAAACAUUCCAGAUAUUCAGAACUUAAUGGGAAAUGGGAUCACUGUCUAAAUAUUCCCUGAAAAGAAACUGCUUAAGCAGAAACAUCCUAUUUUGUUUUACCACUUAGUUCUGCAUAGAAAUACCAUUUAUAACUUACUCUUGGAUCUUUUUACGGGGGAGAAAAAAUAGUGUUGUUGCCUAGACUUUCUUUAAAUAACUAGUUUCUUUUGAGACCAAAAAUUCCUACCAACUCCCACCCUCCUCACCAACCCACUGCUAACCUUAAAAAAAGAAAAAACACCUUGAAGCAAAGUAGUUGAUAAAAUGGGUUGUACAGUUACCACAAAUUGCCUAACUGUAAUACCUGUUUUAAUUCCCAGAUUCAUAUGUGAAUUUGUACUAAGUUAUCUUACAUAUGUGCAUGGACUAAUGAAUGAAAGAGGAGGAUUUACUUUGCAUUGAGAUUGAAAUGAGGUUUGGAAGGAAAAGUUCGUGGGAGAGUGUUUUUCUACAUAUCUUUUAAUAUUGUGAUUAUAAAUAAACAUCUCAAGUACUUUAUGUAUUAGUGCUAAUGUGAAUGAUACAUUGUAAACUUAAAAAUGCCCUUUUGGAGCUCUUCAGGUUAGAUACUCUGUGGAAAUCAAGAAAAUUAAUGGUCAGACUCUUGGAACUACUAUUAUAUCAAAGCGUUAUUUUUUCCUGUGCUGGAAAUAAAUUUCUCCCGAAUAGUGUUUAAUUUUUCAAGAAA
Molecule: messenger RNA, 3667 nt
Organism: Trichosurus vulpecula (common brushtail)
Lineage: Eukaryota; Metazoa; Chordata; Mammalia; Diprotodontia; Phalangeridae
Gene: C2H2orf69
Product: chromosome 2 C2orf69 homolog
Exons: 2
Coding region: 210-1394 (394 amino acids)
Cellular component (GO): mitochondrion
Source: RefSeq, a predicted model, not a curated record